Messenger RNA from Xiphophorus maculatus (southern platyfish), 3367 nucleotides. It is a transcript of the gene arih2, whose product is annotated as ariadne RBR E3 ubiquitin protein ligase 2. Gene Ontology annotation, molecular function: zinc ion binding; ubiquitin protein ligase activity; ubiquitin conjugating enzyme binding. The coding region runs from base 403 to 2052 and encodes 549 amino acids. The record is from RefSeq and is a predicted model, not a curated record. Gene Ontology annotation, cellular component: cytoplasm; ubiquitin ligase complex. Lineage: Eukaryota; Metazoa; Chordata; Actinopteri; Cyprinodontiformes; Poeciliidae. The transcript has 14 exons. Gene Ontology annotation, biological process: positive regulation of proteasomal ubiquitin-dependent protein catabolic process; ubiquitin-dependent protein catabolic process; protein polyubiquitination.
CGCAGAGAGAAGCGGACGUUACGUCGCCGAUAAGCGCCUCGCCACCUUCCGCCAAGCAAAAGAGUGGAAAUCGCUCUUUAGGUUUUCCCCACACAGAGGCCGUUGUCCGCUGUUACAGCAGGUCCAGCCAGCUCUACUCUGACAGAUUGCGCCUGGAACCCGUUUUCCAAAUGAGUGACGGGGAGUGCGACUUCUUCUGCUUUUUCCGCUGCUGCUGAGUGCGCUCUGUUGCGCCUCAGUCAGAAAGGAGGGGAGGGUUUCUCUCUCUCUACACACUGACUCGAAGUGGAAAAGAGGAGGGAGCGGAGCUUCAGUCAAACCAUUUCAGCUAGGGCUGGACCUCUGAAAUCCGACAGGUAGGCGGCUCGUCUACCUGUCCGGGUGAUUGGCACAAUCGACUGAAUGUCUGUGGACAUGAACAGCCAGGCAUCGGACAGCAAUGAGGAAGACUUUGGGGUGAACUCUGAGGAAGAGCAGGAGGAAGACGAUGGAGGAGAGGAAGAGGAUCCGGGCGAUAUCGCAGACUAUUACGAUGGGGUGGCCAGUGACGUUGAGCAGCAGGGGGCGGAUUCCUCCGACCCAGAGGAGUACCAGUUUACCUGUCUGACCUACAAAGAGAGCCAGCGAGUGUUGACGGAGGAAGUGAACACCGUGGCUGCUGCUCUGAAGGUUUCACCGUCGGUAGCAAAACUGAUCCUGGUGCAUUUUCACUGGCAGGUUUCACAAAUACUGGACAGAUGUAAGUCCAGCUCUUCUCAGCUUUUGUCAGAUGCUCUGGUCCAGUCCAGCAGCGCAUGCAGAUUAGCCACUGCCGCCCAGUCCCUCCAGUGCGGUGUGUGUCUACAGGUUGUACGGAGAGACUCCCUGCUGGCUCUGCCCUGUCAGCACUCCUUCUGCAAAGCAUGCUGGGAGCAGCACUGCACCGUGCUAGUCAAAGACGGCAUGGGAGUGGGAAUCUCAUGUAUGGCUCAGGACUGUUCCCUGCGGAUGCCAGAAGACUUUGUCCUCCCGUUGCUGCCAGGAGAGGAGCUAAAGGACAAAUACAAACGCUACCUCUUCAGAGACUAUGUUGAGAGUCACUUCCAGUUGCAGUUGUGUCCAGGUGCAGACUGUCCCAUCGUCAUCAAGGUGCAGGAGCCCAGGCCGCGCAGAGUGCAGUGCAGCCGCUGCAGUGAAGUCUUCUGUUUCAAAUGCCGCCAGAUGUACCACGCGCCGACAGACUGCGCAACAAUUCGGAAAUGGCUGACUAAAUGCGCAGAUGACUCAGAGACGGCAAACUACAUCAGCGCACAUACUAAAGAUUGUCCGAAGUGCAAUAUCUGCAUCGAAAAGAACGGAGGGUGCAAUCACAUGCAAUGCUCCAAGUGCAAACAUGGUAAGUUUUGCUUCUCAGACUUUCUCAUUAUUAAGAAGCUAUUAUCCAUAACUCAUACUCCGAAUCAUUUUGGAUGCAUUUGGAGUCCGUUAAGGGUUAUUUUUCUGCUAAAAGAUUUCUGCUGGAUGUGUCUUGGGGACUGGAAGACUCAUGGCAGUGAAUACUACGAGUGCAGCCGAUACAAAGAAAACCCUGAUAUAGUCAACCAGAGCCAGCAAGCUCAGGCCAGGGAGGCACUCAAGAAAUACCUCUUCUAUUUUGAGAGGUGGGAGAACCACAAUAAGUCCCUGCAGUUAGAGGCUCAGACAUACCAGAGGAUCCAGGAGAAAAUCCAGGAGAGAGUAAUGAACAAUCUGGGAACUUGGAUCGACUGGCAGUACCUGCAUAAUGCUGCAAAGCUACUGGCUAAGUGUCGCUACACGCUGCAGUACACCUACCCUUACGCCUAUUACAUGGAGUCUGGGCCGCGCAAAAAACUGUUUGAAUACCAGCAGGCGCAGCUGGAAGCAGAGAUAGAAAACCUGUCAUGGAAGGUGGAGCGGGCCGACAGCUACGAGAGAGGAGUGGUGGGAGGAGAGGUGGAGCUCAGCGCCAGCGACAGAGGGGAUCUGGAGAAUCAGAUGCACAUUGCUGAGCAGAGGCGACGCACGCUGCUGAAGGAUUUCCAUAAAACCUGAAGCUCCAUUCGCGACUGCAGAGCACCAGCGUCCUCCCUCCUUUUCUUUGUUCCUCGCCCUCCUACCUUUGCUUCCUUCCCCGAUCAGCCGUUGUUGCAGUCACACUUUCCCUCCCUUCCUCCCUCACUCUGCCUCCCCACACUGACUCAUUCGCUUCCUUCGCUCCGCCUUUCCCUCCUCUCACCGCCAUAACGCAGCAGGGUCACAGAAUGUCACACUUGCUUCACUCCCUUCCUUCUCAUUUCAUUCCCAUCUCCUUAGAUAUAUUUGACACAACGUCUGUUGUGGUCACACUCGUUUCAACACAUCCGGUCUGAUCUCGUGGGUCACUGUUUAAGGUUUCGUGUCUGAAAACAGAGUAAAAUUGCUUUGACAUAAGCAACUACAAGCAACAUGUUGCCUGCUGGAGAUUAGGAAUCUUCCUGAGUAGUUUUUCCUGUUAUGGUGGGAUUAUCAUUUGAGAAGAGCAACUGAAGUAGAAGCCUGGGCUAUUGAGUAGAGGAGGAAUUGGUGGCAGAAUGAUCGUAUUGUUUUUUUUAAGGCAGCAGUGCAACCAGUGGAUCUGUAUUUUGUGGGUUUUUUUUAUAUAAACCUGACUGAUAUACAGGCACCUGUUAAGUCUUGCACCUGUGAUAGUAAUUUGAUUUGGAAAUUUUAAGAAUGGAUAUCGUCUCAUGUGCUGCAAAAUAAGUCAUGGAAAUGAUUAAAAUAAUUCCUAAAAAUGUAUUUUCCUGGUUUACAUCAACUCGUACAACUGCUAAGUUGUAUAAGAAAGAUGCUUCCUACUUUUGUCUUUCUUUUUUUUUUGUUUUUCUUUACAAACUGUUCUCAGCACCCUACUUAAUAUGCGUAACUUCAAACCAAAUUUAAAAGUAGUAAUAUUAAGGUCCAAAAGAGUUGAAUAAAAUGUAGGGAUUUAGACGGCAGCUACCUUGAGUUUUUGCCACCGAUGUUUACCUUUAUUAGGUGUUGCACCAUGACCUGACAGCAACACACGAGGUAAAACCGAGAUUUGACCUCCUUCCUUAAUGUCCAACAUUUAAAUGUAAUCUCAUUCGCAUUCGUCAUUCACAAGCGCUACAGCACCUCCCGGCGACAUUCAGAUGGCGCGCGCACGCCAACGCUCCCAUGUGCAAACACUCCACUAAAGAAACAGUAGCUGUUAAUUUGUUCCCCCUGUCCUCCUCCCCCCGCCCGCUCCGUCUCAUGCUCUCUCUUCUUACUUUGUCAUCCCAACGUUUUAUUUUGCCGUUUUUUUUGUUUUCCUUCAGCUCAUGUUGCUCACCUCUGAAAAAUGGCUGUUGAUAGUUAGAUC